AUGGAAUACAAGGACAUAAUUCUGAAUUCCUAUACCACUGAAAAUGAAUGGUAUGAGUUUUAUAAUUCAUAUGCCAAUUUGAAGGGUUUUAGCAUUCGAAGGGAUAAAGUGAGAUAUGAUAAAAAUGGCAAUCUUUAUUAUCGCAAAUUUGUUUGUUUUAAAGAAGGAAUUCGUGAAACUAAGCAUAUGGAUAGAGCAGAUAGGACAUAUAAAGAACGUUUAAGGGAUAUGCAUAAUCAUGAGCUUGCAGGCCCAGAUGAAGUUCCCUUUCUUCGCUCUCAACAAAGAGUUGAUGAUGUACAAAUGGAAGAAAUUCAUAUGCUAGCACAAUGUGGCAUUCCUAAAAAUAAAAUUAUGGAUUUUAUGGAGUAUAGAGACGGAGGUUAUGAGAAGGUUGGUUUUAUUAGAAAAGAUAUUUAUAAUAAGUGGGGUAAAAUAUCACGAAGAAUAAUAGAACAUGGAGAUGCACAAACUAUAUUGAAUAUGAUGGAACAAAGAAAAAGGAAAGAUGUAUAUUUUUUCUAUUUGAAUAAAACUGACGAUGAAGGCCAUCUUACACAUUUGUUUUGGGCUGAUUCUCAAUCAAGAGUUGACUAUGAAGCUUUUGGUGAUGUUUUAUUAUUUGACAGUACUUAUCAAACAAACAAAUAUGCCAUGCCUUUCAUACCAUUUAUUGGUUUAAACCACCACCGGAGAACAAUAAUAUUUGGAUGUGGAGUAGUUUGUAAUGAGACAACUGCGAGCUAUAUUUGGUUGUUGAAGGCAUUUAAGAUGGCGAUGUGUCAAAAAGAACCUUUGUCUGUCAUUACCGACGGUGAUAGUGCCAUGCGUAAAGCUAUAAUCACAGAGUUUCCAGAUGUAAAGCAUCAAUUGUGUUCUUGGCAUAUAGGAAAAAAACUUAUAUGA
Asparagus officinalis (garden asparagus) is the source of this 906-nucleotide messenger RNA. RefSeq names its product protein FAR1-RELATED SEQUENCE 5-like. Lineage: Eukaryota; Viridiplantae; Streptophyta; Magnoliopsida; Asparagales; Asparagaceae. The record is from RefSeq and is a predicted model, not a curated record. Bases 1 to 906 code for a protein of 301 amino acids. The transcript has 2 exons.